This is a messenger RNA of Caenorhabditis elegans, 730 nucleotides long. RefSeq names its product SPRY domain-containing protein 7 (gene F18H3.1). The record is from RefSeq and is marked reviewed. NCBI's taxonomy places the organism in Eukaryota, Metazoa, Nematoda, Chromadorea, Rhabditida, Rhabditidae. The transcript has 5 exons. Bases 1 to 612 code for a protein of 203 amino acids.
AUGAACAAUAUCCGUGGUUGGUUUUCAUGUUUGGCACCGUGCUUCGACUGUGUGGAAGGCUCCAGUUUUGACAAUGCCUCGUAUCCACGAUUUAACGCAGUCUACCAGCCAACAGUACGACUAGAUGUGGGGAGAAUGGGUAAAAAUGUAGUUAUUCUCAAAGAAGGAGAACGAAUUUGCGGUAUUGGAGGAGCGAUUGCAACUGUUCCAAUUGUGCAAAACAAAGCAUAUUUCCAAGUGACAGUUCAACAAACCGGAACAUGGGGAAUAGGCUUAGGACAAAAGCAAUCACCAUUCGACAAAGUCCCAUGCACUGAAAAGUUUUGGGGAAUCAGAGAUAAUGGAGACAUUGCAAAGGAAAAUGAGGUCGUGGCAAAAAUGACAAAAACUGUGGAGGAAGGAGAUGUUGUGGGUGUUGCAUAUGACCACGUGGAGCUCAAGUUCUAUGUAAACGGAAAAGCAGUGGAAGAUGUGAUAACUGGAGUUCGAGGCCCGGUUUACCCUAUGGUGUAUGUUGACGACUCAGCAAUUCUCGAUCUCAAAUUCAAAAACUUCACGGAAGCUCCACCAGCGGGAUUCGGAGAAAUUCUCGUGGAACAAACUAUUCUAUAAAUCUUGCCUGAUUUUAAAACCAUUGACCGUGAUUUCCUUCGCUCUUGUGACUUGUCAAUAAUGAUUUUGAAUUUCAUUGAAACUCCUUAAUUUAAUCUAAACAAAUAUGUUCUUAUUA